Molecule: messenger RNA, 1051 nt
Organism: Rhagoletis zephyria (snowberry fruit fly)
Lineage: Eukaryota; Metazoa; Arthropoda; Insecta; Diptera; Tephritidae
Product: clavesin-2
Cellular component (GO): membrane
Molecular function (GO): phosphatidylinositol bisphosphate binding
Source: RefSeq, a predicted model, not a curated record
CGAGCGUCGCCGGACGACGACGGCGGCAAGCAUACAAAACAUAAAACAGAAAUUAAGACAUCAAGUUAACUUAUUACUCAGACAACUUCUGGCGAAGGCGCGUGCGUAGACAACAUAAGUUUUCGUUUUAAAAUGCAAAUAUUAUUGUCAACAAAAUAUGAACACACUCCCGAUCAGUUGGAAAAAAUUCAGGAAUUACGCGAUUUAGUGGAAACUUCAAAUGACCUUGAAAUCGGUACCGACGAUGUGUUCCUAACGAAAUUUCUUAGUUUCGCUAGUUGGCAGGUAAAACGUGCCUAUGAUGCGAUUAAUCGGUAUUAUGACUUCAAGCAGAAAAACCCCGACUGGUUGGCGAACCACCCGGUACACUACUUUCGUGACCAUAUCUAUCAAACGCUCAGCAAGUAUAUAAUGCCGAGGCCGGACAAGGAUGGUCGUGUGAUAUUCGUCUCGAAAACAGUCGAUGCCUUCAAGACAUUUCCUAAUUACCUGUAUGAUAUGAUCGAGAUGGAUGACUUGAUUUUCGAAUCGAUUUUACUACUGCCACAGGCGCAAAAAUAUGGCAUCACUGUCAUAAGCGACUUGAGUGGCACUAAUAAGCGCUUUUUGCGUUUUGCUUCACCUGCCAUGGCAAAAAUGGUGAAUGCCAAAAAUGAUGUAUUGCCAUUUGUAUCACGGAUUGUUCAUGUCAUUCAGAAAGGCAUGGUUUUGAACGCCACAACCAACUUAAUGAUGUCCUUCGCCAGCAAAGAGUUCAAGGAACGAAUACAUAUCCACGAUGGCAAAAAUUUCGACAAACUGCGAAACAUGGUCGGCUACGAGAAUUUACCAGCUGAGUAUGGCGGUCCUAAGGAAAACGAACUGGACGUGAACAUUUUGUAUGAACACUUGUUGCGGCACUCGGACUAUCUUUUGAAAUUACAAAACUACAGACGGAAAAUCUCAGCCUAAAUUUGUGUUAGCUUAUAGACGUCAAGAAUAAAAUAUGUACAUACAUAUGUAUUAUAUAGUAGGUAGUUGUGAAUACAUUAUGAUCCAAAAGUUUUAUAAA